This is a messenger RNA of Notolabrus celidotus (New Zealand spotty), 6371 nucleotides long. Its product is annotated as disintegrin and metalloproteinase domain-containing protein 12-like. The transcript has 23 exons. Gene Ontology annotation, biological process: proteolysis. NCBI's taxonomy places the organism in Eukaryota, Metazoa, Chordata, Actinopteri, Labriformes, Labridae. The record is from RefSeq and is a predicted model, not a curated record. Gene Ontology annotation, molecular function: metalloendopeptidase activity. Bases 427 to 3303 code for a protein of 958 amino acids.
GAACUCGGCUCUAGGACCUGGCGGAGGGCUCCAUUGAAGCACAUGGUCCCCACUCAUAAGACAACACUUCUCCUCGGUAAUUGCUCUGGAAUUGGUGUCAUUCCAGCCGGCGACUGAGACAGCAGCGGUUUGUGGAUGUCUAAAUGUUUUCAUCCCUCGCGCGCUGUUUCCACUCACUUUUUCGCGUCAUGCAGCUUCAGACCCGGACACCUCUGCAGGGGGAAAGUGCACGGAGCUGAAUCAGCUGUCGUUGGGAUUUCCUAAAAGGCACCCCUCAUUUACUCUAUCAGAUUUCAGGAAGUGGGUUUUUGUAUUUUGGUGGGGUGGCUCGUGCGCAUCAGCUGUUGGAGGACUGUUGGUUGUAUGAUGGUUGCGCUGCAGUGAAACACUUGGCCAGUCUCGUCCACACUUCAGCCGGGUGUCAUCAUGAAUCCCGAGAGCUGGAGUCUGAAGUUAGUUUUUUUGGCAGCACUUCAGGCUUUUUCUGUCACUGUGUUGGUAUGCGACAGCGUGCUUCCCCGAUCCACGGAAGGGAAUCAUGUGGGCACGAAUGUUCAACACAGACCAACAGCAAAGCAGAAACACUAUGGGACCACGGUACCUCUGCAGCGUGUUGAACGAGACUGGAAACCAAUUAGCCAGCUCAAACCCCAGAGUCACCCUGCAUCGCUGAAGCUCCUGAUUGAAGCGGAAGGUGAACAGCUGCUCUUGGCUCUGGAGAAAAACGAGGGCUUGUUUGCAAGUAACUAUACAGAAACCCAUUACCUGGAAGAUGGCAUGGAGGUCACUGGCUCUCACAACUUCACGGUAAACUGCUACUACCACGGCCAGGUGGAGGGUCAUGCCAACUCGGACGUCAGCCUCAGCACUUGUCGAGGCGUUAAGGGUUUCAUAUCUUUGGAAGGCAAGUCCUACGUACUGGAACCAUCUGCCGACCACUCUGAUGGGACUCACUGGAUCUACUCAACUGAACACCUCAGUAUUACUCCUGGCACCUGCGGCCAUGAUUUCAACAUCUCCUCUCCUAUCGAACACACAGACAGGAGUCCGUUCACAGCUUUCAGGACGAGGCACAAACGCCAUGUCCAGACUACGACCAAGUACGUGGAGCUGAUCAUCGUGGCUGACAACAGAGAGUUUCAGAAGCAAGGCAAGGACAUGGAGAAGGUGAAGCAGCGGCUGGCCGAGAUCGCCAAUUACGUGGACAAGUUUUACAGAGCUCUGAAUAUCCGUGUGGCCCUGGUAGGCCUGGAGGUGUGGAGUGAUGUCGACAAGUGUCCCGUCACGCAGGACCCCUUCACCACCCUGCAUGAGUUCCUCGACUGGAGGAAGGUCAAGUUGCUACCUCAGAAACCGCACGACAACGCCCAGCUGAUCAGUGGGGUCUACUUCCAGGGCACCACCAUUGGUAUGGCGCCCAUCAUGAGUAUGUGCACAGCCGAGCAGUCAGGGGGGAUUGUUAUGGACCAUUCGGAUAACCCCCUUGGCGCUGCAGUGACUCUGGCCCACGAGCUCGGACACAACUUUGGAAUGAACCACGACACGCCAGAGAGGGGGUGCGGCUGCAGGGUGACAGUGGAUCGAGGAGGCUGCAUUAUGACUCCCUCCACCGGGUAUCCUUUCCCAACUGUGUUCAGUAGCUGCAGCAAGAAGGACCUGACAGCCAGUUUUGAAAAAGGCGUCGGGAUGUGUCUGUUCAACAUGCCCGAGGUCAAAGUGCUCUACGGUGGACAGAAAUGUGGCAACGGCUACGUGGAGGAGGGAGAGGAGUGUGACUGUGGGGAGCUUGAGGAAUGUAUGAAUCCCUGCUGCAAUGCAACUACCUGCACCCUGAAGGGAGAUGCUGUUUGUGCACACGGACAAUGCUGCCAAGAUUGUCAGCUGAAGCCAGCAGGAACUCCAUGCCGUGAAUCCAGUAACUCCUGCGAUCUACCUGAAUUCUGCACCGGUACCAGCCCCAGCUGCCCCUCCAACGUCUACCUACAUGACGGCCAUGCCUGCCACAGCGUAGACGGCUACUGUUACAACGGCAUCUGCCAAACUCAUGAGCAGCAAUGUAUCACACUAUGGGGUCAAGGUGCAAAGCCGGCUCCAGGAAUCUGCUUUGAAAGGGUCAACUCAGCAGGAGACCCCUAUGGCAACUGCGGCAAGGACUCCAAAGGCUCCUUCGCCAAAUGUGACGCACAAGAUGCUAAAUGUGGUAAAAUCCAGUGCCAAGGAGGAGCUAACCGUCCAGUAAUUGGUACCAACGCUGUUUCCAUAGAAACAAACAUCCCUUUGCAGGAAGGAGGGAGGAUUCUGUGCAGAGGAACACACGUCUACCUGGGCGAUGACAUGCCCGACCCCGGCCUGGUGCUGACGGGGACCAAGUGUGGAGAUGGAAUGAUGUGUCUGAACCGUCAAUGCCAGAACGUCAGUGUUUUCGGGGUGCACGAGUGUUCGGCAAAGUGCAGCCGUCGAGGGGUGUGCAACAACAACAAGAACUGUCACUGUGAGGCUCACUGGGCGCCACCCUUCUGCGACACGGCAGGGUUUGGAGGAAGCAUGGACAGCGGACCCAUUAGAUUAGCAGACAACAGAAAUCUGACUGUGGGCAUCCUGGUUGCUCUCCUCACUGUCCUUGGAGCUGCUCUGAUCAUCUGCAUCAAGAGAAAAACCCUCCUUGGCCUGAUUUCCACCAAUAAAAAGAACCAGAUAGAGAAACUGAGAUCAGUGAGUGCUGCAAUCAGCGGACCCUCCCCUCCCAACCAGCGUCCGUCGGUGAACACAGCGUCUCCGUCUCGGCCGGCCCCGCCUGUCCCCCACAGCGCCACCAUCUUCAAGCCUUCCCACCGGGGGCCCGAGGCAGUGCUCCCACCAGUCCCCUACCCCUCCCACCACAGCCUUCACAGACUGCCCCAGUGCCCUCCGGUUCACCUCAGCCACCCUGUCCCUUUGUCUCUCACCCUGUCCCUCUCCCCUGGCCCCAUGCAGCUAAGGCCUCCCGUACCUCCACCUCACAUCCACAUCGCAGCCCGCGGGACGCCGUUUCGCAGCGCGUUACGCCAUAACUCCUGCAGGAUGGUCAUGGAGUUGGAGAAGCCAAGUCCUCCUCAGAAACCCCUCCCAGCUGAUCCAAGGAGCUCUCGUCUGGUUCGUAAUCCCUCUGUUCUGCAAGGGCCUGCUGCUGUUUGUGGCCCUGCGUCACUGCCCAGUGUACCCCGACCUAUGCGUCCUCUCCCACGUCCAAACAGACCCAGUCCCAAGCAGCCUCCAACACUACCAAAGCCUUGCAUAAUCGCCAACGUCAAAUACAGCAGCUGAGACUUUGGCCUGAGGGGGACAUUGUUGUGAUGAGAGACUUAAAAAAAAUGAUUUUGCACUAUGAAAACUCUGAAAACCUUAAAAAUUGGCGGCUUCUCUGAGAAUCAGGAGAUCUGCCGUGUCCCUUUUUGGUGCUCUGUCUCAAAACGGUGCUACGAGUCUGAGCUCAGGUACAUGUAAAGUAUUUAUAUUCUGUAUUUAUUGCCACGCAGUGCACUGUGCCAGACACUUUUACUACACGGUAGCAAAAUAGAAUUUUAAAUUUGUGUUUUGACUCAUUUUUUUUUAAAUCAACUGAUGUUCACCGAGAUGAGUGCAAGGAGAUUUUUAUAAGUAGAAAAAAAGCAAAUCUGUGAAAUUGUGAUUGCAGGAAUGUUUCUGUGAAAUGUCUUUUAAUGAAGGGAACGCUUGUCAUUCUUUUUUGGUUUUGCUCUGUAAACUUCAGGAGGAGUUGAACAGAGUUUGUGCAAUGACUUCAAAGAACACCUCUCGUCUGUAUUUGGGAGCUUUCUUUUUCCUGAAGGUUAAUACUCUGGGUAGCAGCAGCUUUGAGCCAGUCUGAUAUGGCUUGAAACAACCACAGAAAACCACCUAGCUGCAGCUGUUCUCUCAAGUUUUCUACGAAAGGAAGAGACAGUUGAAGUUCAGCAGCCUGUUGCACCAGCUUUGUGUAAGUUGUGUCUUAAGUUAGGGUGUAAAGUUCACCCUAGACCAUACGUUGAAACUAGUUAGUUUGUAACUUAAGUUGUGUCAUUGUUUGGUUACACCACAGAGAUGUAAGGUUCAUCUUAACGAGUAGACCGUAACGUCCAAACUAAUCAAAACAUUGUCGCAGAUAUGACACUUACACUUGCAGCAGCCAAUCAGAGUAAAGCACCAAUUUUGAUGCAUUAUUAUCUUUCCUGUUUAAUCUUCUCGGAACUGACCAACAGCUGAAACAAACUAAAGUAAGGCGAUAAAUAUAGCCUAAAGCCUUAAUCCAGUGAUUUUCAACCACUGUGCCGUGGCACACCAGUGUGCCAUGACCAAUUGUCAGGUGUGCCGUGGGACAUUAUCAAAUUUCACUUAAUUAGUCCCAAAAAAUAUGAUUCAUAUACUAGAAAUAAUUUGCCAUGUAGUGUGUCUGUGCCUGCAGUGUGGUGACUGGCGGAGUAAUUAAAUACUUAUCAAUGUUCUGACCUGCGCUACCCACCCACUGAGUGGCAAUAAAGCACACUAAUGACCUUGUUAAUUUAAGACAAUAGAAUAAAUGAUGCCCACGAGAGACGUAUGUGACAAGACAUGGCUGUACAAAAGCGAUGGAUAAAUAUUCAAAAAGGAAAAAUGAAACUCCAAACUGGGCCCUGGACAAAAUUCUAACCUGGAUGAAGAGCGUAUUAUGGGUGGUGGACAAGGCAACUUUUAUGAGAAAAACUACAUUGGUGUCUGCGAGAGCUCUCAAAGCUAGCUACUUAGUAGCUGAACUCUUAGCCAAAUCAAAAAAGCCACACAUGAUUGCAGAGAUAGUAAUACUACCUGCAAAAGCCAUUGUAAACGAGAUGCUUUGCCCUGACACAGUUAAAGAAGUACCCUAAGUCCCUCUCUCAGAUCAAUAGAAUCAUAAAUUGAGAGACUAAAUGUGUCAUUUUGUAACAUUUUUGGUUGGUGGUGUGACUCUGGAUUUUCUUAAUGUAAGAAAUGUGCCAUGGCUCAAAAAAGGUUGAAAAACACUGCCUUAAUCUAUGGUGUGUGUAUAAUAACAGUGACAUUGAGUGGUAAAAUUAUCAAUUACAACAUAGGUUAAUACGCAGGAGCGCAAAUCUUGGUCAUCAUAUUUUCCAAAGGAUGUAAUUUCUCACGGAUAUAGCGUUGCCAACGUAAUAUAGCCGGGAGAACCCUCUGUAUCUCCUCAUCCUCUAAAUUAUCCCACCUUUCAAAAUGACGCGCCAUGGCAGCCAAUAUACUCUACGGAGGACUUUACACCUUCUAGGAGCCAAGUGUAAGAAUUACGUUGCAACUUAGGCUAAUGUUGGAACUAUCUCAGCUGGUGCAACGCCCAAAACGUUAGUAGAGUGUAAACUCCAUCCUAAAUGAGAAAUUACGUUCAAACUAGGCUACGUUUGAACUUACACCCAGUUGGUGCAACAGGCUGCAAGUGUCUCCAUUUAUAUUUUUUAAAAAAGGAACUGAAAAUUAUGCCUGAUUUUCAUUUAUUUAUAACAAGCCCUGAGAAGCUUACUUAGUGGUUGCGGGGUCCUGUGGUGUGAGCUGAGCGUGGAUCCAAAAUGAGGCAGAUCAAGGAAAUGCUCAUCCUGCAGAGAGCCUCUGAAAUAUUGCUCUGCUAAAGGUCAUGUGUGUUCUUAUUAUUUCCCUGUGUGCCUGUCUAUGCUGACGACUUUGGUGUGGAUAAGUCAUGAAAUUAAUGAAGACUGUCAAGGCGAUGACUGAACAGGCAUCAUGGAAGCACUCACUGUUCUAUAGAGUUAACGUGUGGAUUGGAAAAGGACAUAUGCACUUCGCAAAAAAAACUGUCUUGUAGUUAUUCAUUUUGUAGUUUUCUACCUUUUUAAUUUAGCUUUUGCGGACAUUUUUGAAGCCAUUCUUCAUGCCAUAUACAAACCCUGCAGAAAACAGAUGUCUUGUUUUUUAACUAUGUUUCAUUCAUCAGAGUGUAUGCAGACUUAUUGUUUGUCUGGAGUGCAAUGCAGCAUAUGUAUAUUCUCAUCAAAGCAACGUUUCCUUUAAGCACAGCUUUUGUUACGAAUACGUUGGCUGACUUUGUUACUUUUGAUACAGUUCUCUCUUUAUAAUACUGCACUAGUUGUACAUGCCUUGCCUUGUUUAUAUGCUUUUUUCAAUGCUCUCUGUGUGUCCAUGAACAAACAGGCGGUCACCUGACUGCACAUUUUGUCCAUUGUAUUUCUCAUAUGUUGUGUUACAGGUGAACACAAUUCCAUGGAGAAUGCUUUUUUAUAUAAUGAUUGUUUGAUACAUCAUAUGUAAAGAAAACACUUAAAAUGUCAGUGUUUAGUCAUCGUAUUUUGAACACUUCAGCAGUAUUAGUAAAACUGUUUUUCUAACACUGUCAA